AUGGCCUCCUUCAUCGCCGGCCUCUGGGAGUCCAUCUUCGUGCCCGGCCCAACACCCACCAUCCUCAAGGCCACCAACGCCACGUUUGCUGCGCUCCAAAUCGUCUUGCUCGGGCUCCUCGUCGCCACGACAAGCAUACACUUUGUCGUCCUGUCCAUCUUGUGCGCGGGGCUCUGGUACUCGAUCAACUGGUUCGCGAACGAAUUAGCCGUGGCCCAAACGAGGCAGCAGCAAGAGGCGGAGCGAGCAACGGCCGAGGACAAGGACGCGACGGACGACAAGGGAGGGGACGACAGCGAUACCGAGGUCGAAAGCACGGCGAGACAGGGCCGACAGAGGCUGAGAAAGAGAGGCGGGGUCAGCGGCGUUGCCGGCCAGGCAAACAACUUGGAGGCUUCGUCUGGCGGGGAGACGCAAUCUAGUGUCAGCACCGAGGACGAGUGGGAGAAGGUGUCGGAGAGCGACAAGUGA
Metarhizium album ARSEF 1941 is the source of this 471-nucleotide messenger RNA. Its product is annotated as Endoplasmic reticulum, protein Pkr1. The record is from RefSeq and is a predicted model, not a curated record. Gene Ontology annotation, cellular component: endoplasmic reticulum membrane. Bases 1 to 471 code for a protein of 156 amino acids. The transcript has a single exon. Lineage: Eukaryota; Fungi; Ascomycota; Sordariomycetes; Hypocreales; Clavicipitaceae. Gene Ontology annotation, biological process: vacuolar proton-transporting V-type ATPase complex assembly.